AUGGAACAGAUUCAGGAACAAAUGGCUCAGAUGAGAGCUCAAUUGACAGAGCAGAUGAAUGCGCAGAUGGCGCAAUUUAUGGAAGCAUUGACUAAUGUGACCAAGGGGCAGGAUGACUUGCGAGUUCUCGUCGAGAAUUCCAGAAGGGUUGAUAAUGGAGGACAUUCGAGGUUGUUUGACGAUGUGUCUGGCAGGAUUGACGAUCACCAUGAUCCGAAUGAGUUUGAUCGCUUGGGAGGGCACUAUAAUCCUUUCAAUCAGAAUCAUGGGUUUCCACCUCCACCUCCGUCUCGUCUGUUGGGAAGGAGAGACAAUCAUAACCGUGAUAAUUUGGAUUUCAAUGUUGAAAACUUUGAUCAGGUAUCGAGGCAUAGUGCUGAUGGUGCACCUGAGGAAGCCGAGAGGUAUCGUCUGAUUGAAGAACGUCUCAGAGCUGUUGAAGGCAAAGGGGAUAGCUUGGCUGGGGCUUCCUUGGAGUGGUAUGUUCAACUUGAGCGCACUCAUAUUCAUUCUUGGAGAGAUCUUGUGGAGGCUUUCAUUAAGCACUAUCAGUACAACGUUGACAUGGCGCCUAAUCGAACUCAGUUGCAGAGUUUGGUUCAAGGAUCUAAAGAAUCUUUCAAAGAGUACGCUCAGAAAUGGCGUGAGUUAGCCGCAAGAGUUCAGCCACCUAUGACUGAGCGUAAAAUGAUUGACAUGUUCACCAGUACUUUGUCUGGACACUAUUACUUGGCCUGUAGUGCUUCAGCCAACUUUUCUGAAAUGGUGAGAUAUGGCGAGCGUGUUGAGAUGGGUUUAAAGAUGGGAAAAAUCCAGCUGGGAGCUUCUUCUAAUACUCCUAGUGGUAAGAAACAAGCUGAGGGUUAUGCCAGAAGAAAGGAAGGAAAUGCGGAUGCCAUAUAUGGAAGAAGGGGUCCAGGGAGAAGCAAUUCACAGGUUAAUGCUGUCAUGAUUCCAGUACCGCAACAACAACAUCAGCAGGGACAGCGUUCCAAUAAUGAUCGUUAUCCUCCCAGGACCAGGCCUCACAGAAAGAUUGAUCCAAUUCCUAUGACUUAUGCUCAAGUACUGCAACAUUUGCUCAAUAUUGAGAAGAUUACUUUGAGAGAUGCUCCGAAUGCUCCGGACACACAAUCUCCGAAUUAUAAUGCAAAUGCACGAUGUGCUUUCCAUUCAGGUGCCGCUGGUCAUGAUACGGAGAAGUGUAUUGCAUUGAAGAACAAAGUCCAGGACUUGUUGGAUCAAAAGAUAAUUCAGUUCACUCCUACACCCAAUAUUGCCAAUAAUCCGAUGCCCGCUCACGGAGGUUCGGGUGUGAAUGCCAUUGAGAGUGAAGAGAUAAGUGUUAUAUCUGACGUGGGUUGUUUGACCUUCCCUCUCGUGUCUGUGAAGCAACAUCUGAUUAAUAGUGGUAUCUCCCCGGGCUGUGGUAUUGAUUGUGAGAAGUGUAAAAGUCAACCCGAAGGUUGUGAUGACUUGAAAGGUAUGGUACAAAAGCUGAUUGAUGAGGGUCCUCUUCAGUUCUAUCGAAGGUUGAGAAAUGCGAAGGGCAACGACGGUGAAGUGUUUGUGAUCUCAAUUCCUUAUGAGCCUGUUGUUCCGAUAAGUAUCCAAGUGCCUAUUCAGGUACCCGUCAGUAUCCCGUAUGAGGAACAACCAGCGGCUUUGAUGAUUACUGUGCCAGGGCCUAUUCCAUAUGAGAGUGAGAAGGCCAUCCCUUGGCAUUAUGGUUCAGACGUAUAUUACUAUGGCACGAAGGAAGAAGGCGAGCCAUCUAAAGAGAAGUUUGUUGAGGCCUCAGUUGCAAACACUGAUAAUUUCGCCGGUACUGGUAGAAUUACUCGCAGUGGUAGGGUGUUCUCUCCUCAGCUUGUUCAAAGUAAUGCUGAUGCUCUGGCUAAGGCAAAAGGGAAGCAAGUAGUGACUGAUGUCCAGAAGUCUCCAACUCAGAAUGGGGCACCUGAUAGUGCUGUGUCUUCCAAGGAUGUGGAGGAACUGUUGAGAAUUAUCAGGAAGUCUGAUUACAAGGUUGUUGAGCAGUUGGGUCAGACCCAGUCAAAGAUCUCCAUCUUGCAACUGCUAUUGUGUUCAGAAGGUCAUAGAGAUGCUCUCUUGAAAAUUCUGAAUGGUGUUUACGUCCCACAUGAAAUAUCUGUGAAUCAACUAGAGGCGGUAGCCAAUAACAUCUCCGCUGGGAAUGGUUUGGGAUUUACAGAUUGUGAUCUUCCGCCAGAAGGGAGAAACCAUAACAAGGCUUUGCAUAUUUCGAUCGAGUGCAAGGGGACGACCUUGUCCCGUGUUUUGGUUGAUACUGGGUCUUCUUUGAAUGUGCUGCCUAAAUCAGCUCUCAUGCGAAUUGACUAUGCUGGUGUCGAGUUGAGGCCAAGUGAGUUGAUAGUGCGCGCUUUUGAUGGUUCAAAGAGGGACCUGUGCAUCCUGGGUGUGGGUUUUUUCGAGUGGUUCUUCGAAGAAUCUGAAGAUAACAAUGGGCAAAUCAUGAUGGUUAGGUUGGAAAAGCUUGGAAAGAAUAUUGAACACAUACAAGAGGACGUUGUCAAAAUGAGAUUGUCAAGUGAAGAAAUAAGGAAAGAGAUUGAUCAGAUACAGAGGUUUAGGUUAUGUGUUAGUGAAGGAGUAUCAAUUUGGCUGGUUAUCUGUACCAGUUCUGUAUCAGUUUUAUGA
Molecule: messenger RNA, 2682 nt
Organism: Vicia villosa (hairy vetch)
Lineage: Eukaryota; Viridiplantae; Streptophyta; Magnoliopsida; Fabales; Fabaceae
Exons: 4
Coding region: 1-2682 (893 amino acids)
Biological process (GO): proteolysis
Molecular function (GO): aspartic-type endopeptidase activity
Source: RefSeq, a predicted model, not a curated record